Molecule: messenger RNA, 3052 nt
Organism: Dalotia coriaria
Lineage: Eukaryota; Metazoa; Arthropoda; Insecta; Coleoptera; Staphylinidae
Product: DNA polymerase alpha catalytic subunit-like
Exons: 4
Coding region: 104-3046 (980 amino acids)
Biological process (GO): leading strand elongation; lagging strand elongation; mitotic DNA replication initiation
Cellular component (GO): alpha DNA polymerase:primase complex
Molecular function (GO): nucleotide binding; chromatin binding; DNA-directed DNA polymerase activity
Source: RefSeq, a predicted model, not a curated record
CGCGAAAAGAAAUUACAAACCAAACAGGUUAAAAUCAACAAGUAAAACAAAAACAUACAAAAAUCAUGUAAAUAUCCACUCAUAGUCUAUAACAAUUAAUACCAUGGAUUUUAAUGAAUCCUUCUGUGUGAAUUUCAAUAGCUACAACUUUUACUUUCUUCAUGGAAGGCAGACCACAAACACUUUGCAAUUAUAUGGCAAAUUAAAACAUGGCAACACAUAUAACUCCUGCACCAUAGAACUGAGUCCAAUCAUAAAACGCAUCUAUGUGAAAGAAAAACCAAGCACAUUUAAAACAGGCACACUGAAAGAUCGAAUAGAAACAGCUCUAAAUAACUCCAUAAAUCACUUAAAAACGUAUUCAAGUCAAGUUGUUCAGAGGAAAACUAUAUACAACAACAAACUGCAAGAAUUUCUGAUGAUUCAAUACCAACUCCCAGAAAAGUUUCACUUUAAUAACAAUCAAAUACCGGGUGAAUGUUGUAUAGAAUAUAUUUCUGGUUUGGAUGAGGAUGUUUUUGAAGCAUUUCUGUUGGAAAAAGGCAUUAAAUGUCCUUGCUGGCUUCAAAUAGAAACAUAUAGUAAAGAUGUGAAAGUAUCUUGUCCAUCAAAACUGAUUUGUCAUCCGAAUGACAUCAGUGUUAUGCCUGAGAAUUCACAAAUUGAAGAUAUACCUUUAUUCAAAGUAUAUUUUCUGGAUAUAGUCAAUAUUGAGAAUGAAAAUUGCAGUACACCGUUUGCAAUUGCUGUUGGAAUUGUUUUAUGGAAUGGAAAAACCUGCAUACAUCAAUCAACAAAAAUAUUUGCUCUUGCAGAAUCACCACAUGUUGAAAAUACUAAUUCUAAUGCAGGUCAGUUGAAAAAUAUACCAAAUUUACAUCUAUGCACUAAAAGUGCUUUGAUAAUUGAGAAUUUAUACAAUAUUCUUGCUGAAGAGAAUGUCAACAUCAUAAUCUUACUUGACAAGUUAAAAUUCACACAUUAUUCGAAUCCGUAUUCACCUGCAAUUCGAAAUAUUUUUAACCACAACAUCAUCAUGGAUAUAAAACAAGCCGCCGAAGAAUUCUACCCGAAUUUAUUACCCCAUGAACAACAUUUGUAUGAAUAUUUCCUAAACGAUACGAAUUUUAUCAAAAUACCACCUGCACAUUCAAAACAAUUCAACACAGCAAACAUAACCAAACUAAUGUGUGAUCGCAUGAAGAAAUCUGUACAACUUGUUAAUGAAAUGGACGUGAUUUCAACGUAUAUGUUAAUCUCCAACGUGACCGGAUGUCCCUUAAAAGACGUUUGUAGUCACGGACAGUUGAAACGUGUGGAGUGCAUGUUGAAACACGAAUUACACCAGAUUAUAAUACCUGAAACUUUUAUGAAACCUGCAAAGAGUGGAAUCAUGGGUGGGAAGAUAAUCAAACCAAAUGUUGGAUUCUUUGAUAAUUUAAUAGUAAUGUUCGAUUUUAAGUCGUUAUAUCCAAGUGUUAUUAGAGAAUAUAAUCUGUCAUUCACCAGUGGGGAUGGUAAUGUGUUGCCUAACCUCAUGCAUCGAUUAAUACGCAUGCGUGAAGCAUUACUUGAAAAAGAACAAGAAAAUGGAGAAAAGUUAAAGAAAAAAUCAACUUUAAAGAGUAAAAUUAUAAAAUCAUUAACAAAUAGUGUCUAUGGAUGUUUAUGCAGUGAAUAUUCAAUCUUUUAUCAUCCGAAACUAGCGAAUAUUAUCACUAAACAUGGCCGCAAUCUUUUAACAAGUAUAGAACAUGAAAUUCCGCCUGCUUUAGAAGCAACUGUCAUUUUUGGUUUAACUGACAGUAUAGCCAUUGAAUUAUACUCAACAAUAAACUAUGAAGAUGCUUUGAAAAAAGCUGUCAAAUAUCAAGAAUAUGUCAACAGUCGCCAUAAUUACAUCCGACUGAAACUAGAAGGAGUAUUUUCACAUGGGAUUAUCUUUGGGAAACAAGAAUACGCACUGCGAUAUCACAAUUCAUAUAAAAAUCAGCCUGGAAAUGAAGAUAACUGGAUGAUAAAAGGCAUUCUACGAAAAACUACACCACGCAUAAGUCAAGAACUAUUCCGCUACUUCCUCGAACGGAUCGUGGUCAAACAACCGCGGUUCAUCCGAACAAACGAAUUCCUCACCGCGAUGCAGACAAAGUUCACCAGCGACGAUGUGAAUGAUUAUGUGGUGCAUAUUCAGCUUCAAAAUGCGCCGGAAACAUACACAACGCAAACAAUGUAUGGGAAUAUAAUACGACGAAGAAAUCUUCAAAGUUGCCUGGGUUACAGUCAACACGACACGGUCUCUUGUUUGAUUUGUGACGAUGGCACUGACAAUGCGUAUAAUAUGCGCGCGUAUGAUUUGGAAGAGUUUCUAGCCCUCGGGCUGCGCAUAGAUAAAAAUUAUUACAAAGAGAAACAAGUUUUGAAGUUGCUGGAGAAGAUAUUAAGCGCUGCGCCACAGUAUGUCAACGUUGAUAGUGUUUUAACGUUUUUAAAACCUAGAACGUUGAGUGAUGGUGUCAGGACUUUACCGGCGCGUUAUAGACAUGAUAACAUUUUGCCGUUUCACUUCCGUUGUUUGAAAUGCUCGACGCAUGUGGUCGUAAACCAGCGCUGGAGUUACGAGUGUUUUGUGACUUGUCCUAAUUGUCAUGCGUUGUUUAUGGACGAUGCUCAGGCGGAUGAAAUAUGCGCAACAGUGGAAAAUACCAUCAAUGAGUAUCGCAGAUUGGUGUCGGCUGCAGAGAAGUUGACCUUGGUGAAAGGGUCGUUGCGUAAAAUGGCGGAGGAUAAUGUAGCUUGCAUGAAAGUGCAGAGUUUUAAGCAGAUGGCGCUGUGGAAGGAGGUUAUAUUAUCCGUAGGAUUUACACUUGAAUGGUUUGCAGGUAAUCAUAUUUUUGAUGGUGAUAAUGAUAAAAUAAGACUUUUUACACUCUUUAAGAGGAUAUUAUUGUUGUUGGAUGAGUAUUUUGAACGUGAUAAUAAUUUACAAAUGCAAUUUGUUGAUUUUGGUAAGUUAUAUUUGUGCGAUGAUGAGAAUAAAGUUGCCUAGGUUAGA